Molecule: messenger RNA, 1341 nt
Organism: Impatiens glandulifera
Lineage: Eukaryota; Viridiplantae; Streptophyta; Magnoliopsida; Ericales; Balsaminaceae
Product: serine/threonine-protein phosphatase PP1 isozyme 2-like
Exons: 4
Coding region: 253-1191 (312 amino acids)
Cellular component (GO): nucleus; cytoplasm
Molecular function (GO): protein serine/threonine phosphatase activity
Source: RefSeq, a predicted model, not a curated record
GUUUGCCGUUGUUGGUCCACGAGUAUGCAGUGGAAUUAUCGUCUCCGACAAUUUAUUUUCUCAUUGGAUUUGCCGACCUCUCCUUUCUUGUUUGUUCCCAAACAAGAAUGAAUAUUCAUACAGUUGUAGGCCCACAAAAAUAGUUUUAUUUAUCCGUUAUACAGAAAAAAAAGGAGGGACAAUCUCCUUUCUUCUUCUUCAUCUUCUUGAUCUGUGUGAUUCAGCAUUCUAGGGUUUCCACUUUGAAGGGAAAUGGCGCAAAAUGGACUUGGAAUGGAUCCCGUUGUCCUCGACGACAUAAUCAACAGGCUUUUGGAAUCUAGGCAAACUAGAACUCUACGGCAAGUUCAACUCUCUGAGGCCGAAAUCCGCCAACUUUGCACCACUUCUAGAGAAAUUUUCCUCCAACAACCAAAUCUAUUGGAGCUCGAAGCUCCCAUCAAAAUCUGCGGAGAUAUUCAUGGCCAAUACGGCGAUCUUCUGAGACUAUUUGAGUACGGUGGUUUUCCUCCUGACGCAAACUAUUUGUUCUUGGGUGAUUAUGUGGAUCGUGGGAGACAGAGUCUGGAAACAAUAUGUCUUUUGAUUGCUUAUAAGAUUAAAUAUCCAGAGAACUUCUUUCUGUUAAGAGGAAAUCAUGAGUCUGCUUCUAUCAACAAGAUAUAUGGAUUUUACGAUGAGUGUAAACGCAGGUUUAAUGUUAGACUCUGGAAAGUUUUUACUGAAUGUUUUAACUGCCUUCCAGUGGCUGCUCUAAUAGAUGACAAAAUCAUUUGUAUGCAUGGUGGUCUUUCUCCUGAUCUAAUAAGUUUAGAUCAGAUAAGAAACUUACCUCGCCCAACUGAUAUUCCUGAAUCUGGUUUGCUUUGUGAUUUACUCUGGUCUGACCCCAGUAGAGAGAUUAGAGGUUGGGAAUCAAAUGAUAGAGGAGUUUCGUACACAUUUGGAUCAGAUAAGGUUGCAGAGUUUUUGAUGCAGCAUGAUAUGGAUCUUGUUUGCCGGGCUCAUCAGGUUGUGGAGGAUGGUUACGAAUUCUUUGCUGAUAGACAGCUUGUGACGAUAUUCUCUGCCCCAAACUAUUGCGGAGAGUUUGAUAAUGCAGGUGCAAUGAUGAGCGUAGAUGAAAGCUUGAUGUGCUCUUUCCAGAUUUUGAAGCCUGCUGAAAGAAGGCAGCGAGGUUUUUAUGAAUGAAGAUGCACAUGAAUUUGGUUCUAAUGAAUCGCUGACUGAUGUCGGGUGAAGAAGAAGAAGAUAGGCUGGAGAGCCCUUCAUCCAUUACUCACUAUGUAUGUAAUAUAAUAUCUCAAGGCUUUGAACAACUUGCUGAAAUUGUGUGUGUGU